Vigna angularis (adzuki bean) is the source of this 891-nucleotide messenger RNA. Its product is annotated as histone H2B.10. Lineage: Eukaryota; Viridiplantae; Streptophyta; Magnoliopsida; Fabales; Fabaceae. The transcript has 3 exons. The record is from RefSeq and is a predicted model, not a curated record. Gene Ontology annotation, molecular function: DNA binding; structural constituent of chromatin; protein heterodimerization activity. Gene Ontology annotation, biological process: nucleosome assembly. Bases 73 to 891 code for a protein of 272 amino acids. Gene Ontology annotation, cellular component: nucleosome.
CCAUAUCAUUCAUAUUUCACAUUCCCUGUCUUGUGUUGAACUGAAUUUCAUCAACCCUUCUCUAAGAAAUCCAUGGCCAAGGGUGAGAAGAAAUCCGCAGAGAAAAAGCCUGCAGAGAAGGCUCCAGCAGAGAAAACGAAGGCUGAGAAGAAGAUUCCAAAAGAUGCUACCUCUGGAGACAAGAAGAAGAAGAGGAAGGCCAAGAGCGUGGAAACCUACAAGAUCUAUAUCUUCAAGGUCCUCAAGCAGGUUCACCCUGACAUUGGGGUCUCCAGCAAGGCAAUGGGGAUCAUGAACAGCUUCAUCAAUGAUAUCUUUGAGAAGCUUGCUCAAGAAUCAUCCAGACUGGCCCGUUACAACAAGAAGCCCACCAUCACUUCCCGUGAGAUCCAGACCGCUGUUCGUCUUGUCCUUCCUGGUGAGCUUGCCAAGCAUGCCGUCUCCGAAGGCACCAAGGCUGUUACAAAAUUCACCAGAGAAAAAUGUUGUGGUGAGAAGAAACCGGCUGAGAAAAAGCCUGCAGAGAAGGCUCCGGCCGAGAAAACGAAAGCAGAGAAGAAGAUCCCGAAGGAUGCCACCUCCGGUGACAAGAAGAAGAAGAAGAAGGCCAAGAGCGUGGAAACCUACAAGAUCUAUAUCUUUAAGGUCCUCAAGCAGGUCCACCCUGACAUUGGGAUCUCCAGCAAGGCAAUGGGGAUCAUGAACAGCUUCAUCAAUGAUAUCUUUGAGAAGCUUGCCCAAGAAUCAUCCAGACUGGCCCGUUACAACAAGAAGCCCACCAUCACAUCCCGUGAGAUCCAGACCGCGGUUCGUCUUGUCCUCCCUGGUGAGCUUGCCAAGCACGCCGUCUCCGAAGGCACCAAGGCAGUCACCAAAUUUACCAGUUCUUGA